Manis javanica (Malayan pangolin) is the source of this 3726-nucleotide messenger RNA. It is a transcript of the gene TMEM44, whose product is annotated as transmembrane protein 44. Lineage: Eukaryota; Metazoa; Chordata; Mammalia; Pholidota; Manidae. The record is from RefSeq and is a predicted model, not a curated record. Gene Ontology annotation, molecular function: basic amino acid transmembrane transporter activity.
GGUUUGCGGGUGCUGGCGAAGGGGUCAGCGGAAACCGCGCCGCCUCUGUCUUUGGGGCCAGGGCGCAGCCUUUGUGCCGAGGCCGCUCCCGGCUCCCGCCGCUAGGGGGCGGCCUCCCGCCCGCCGACCCCCGACAAUAGCACAAGGGGUGGGGAGCUGCGCGGUCCCGGAAACUUUCCCGGGUGCCUUCGCCGCCGCCGUCUGCGCCCGGGAGCGCAGAGCUGGGCGGCCGCGGUUGUGCGCGCGACCUGGGCCGAGCGGCGGAGCCGACCCCAGCGAAGGGGGCGCGAGCGGCAGCGCCCGGGGCUGCCCGCAGCAGGGGUUACUGCGCCCGACUCCCGGCCACGCGGAGGUUCGGGCACUGGGCGGGCGGAGCCGAGCCGUGCCAUGGGGGAGGCGCCCAGCCCCGCGCCGGCGCCCGCGCUCUGGGACUGGGACUACCUGGACCGCUGCUUCGCCCGACACCGCGUCUGCAUCUCCUUCGGCCUGUGGAUCUGCGCCUCCUCCUGCUGGAUCGCCGCCCACGCGCUGCUUCUCUACCUGAGAUGUGCAAAGAGAUCUGGACAGGACCCGUCAGUGCUGUGUGCUGCAUGCGGUCUCCUGACCAGCCUGUGUGACACCAUCGGGGCCAUUCUGGCCAGACAGCUUACUAUCCAGGUUUUCACUGGUGCCUACCUAGCAGCUGUUGACUUGGCGAACUUUGUGUUCAUUCUCUUCCCACUCUGCGGCUCCAAAUUCAAGUCUAAUUCGUGUCGGAGCUCCCGGGAGAGGAAGAGGAGGCGGCAGCUGAGAGCCAGCGUAUUUGCCCUGGCCCUGCCACUGAGCCUGGGCCCAGGCUGGGCCCUCUGGGCCGCUGUCCCAAAAGCUUCAGGCCCCAUUCGAGGGCCACAACGAAGGUUGCUGGGAAGCCUGCUGCAGGACAACACUGAAAUCCUCGGCUACCUGCUGGGUGGCAUUGCCACCUUUGGAUCCUGGACUUCCCGGAUCCAUCCACUCUCCAGAAUUUGUUGUCCCUGCCCAGCCCCUCCCAUCUCUCUCCAGUGCCGGGGUAAGACUUUUCCCUCCAUCCACCUGUGGACCCGCCUCCUGUCGGCCCUGGCUGGCUUCCUUUAUGCCUCGGCCAUUGUGGCCCAUGACCAGCGGCCUGAGUACCUACUUCGGGCUACACCCUGGCUACUGACCUCCCUCGGCCGUGCCACUCUGGACCUCUCUAUCAUUCUCCUUUCCUGGGCAAUGAGAAGCAAGAUGCGGCGGGCCUUGGGGUUUGCCUCCGAAGCCGGAGAGAGCCCCGACACCCAGGCCCUUUUGACCAGUGCAGAGGAAGAGGAAGAAAACCAGGAGGCAAGGAACGAGAAUUCAGACUGGGUGCCUCUCACCACACUCCCACACUGCGGCUCCCUCAGGACAAUGGCAGCCAUCAGUCACUACUUGGAGCUGACUGUCGAGCCAGUGCAGCAGGCAGGCUGCAGUGCCACCAGGCUGCCUGGCGACGGACAGAGGAGUGCUGGAGAUGCAUGCCUGCAGGAGCCGCCCUCGUACCCUCCGGUUCAGGUCAUCCGGGCCUGCGUGUCUUCCAGCAGCUCCUCUGAGGUCUCCUCCAUCAACUCUGACCUUGAGCAGAAGUAUUGGGAAGCCCUAAACUCGGAGCAGUGGGACCCUGAAGAUGUAAACCUUGAAGGGAACAAAGACAACGUGGAGUUGCUCAGAUCCCAGGUGCACAGGUGCUCUAUGAGGCCAAUGGACUUGACCUCUGAUGAGUAAUACCUUCUGAAGCCAGCCUAUCACAGUUCUGAGCCCAAGGUCAAGUACUUGUCAGAAACUGAACAGGGAUCAACCUCCAAUAACACCCGUGGCAGAAAUCUAGGCAUCUGCAGAGGCUGCCUGUGAAAGUGAAGAACCAGGAGCUGUUACUGCGCUUGGCUGGUCUGCAUAAUGGCUCAGAAUGGAGUUAAAGCUUUGGGUCCUAUGAACAGACCUGGACAUGCCUAGAGGUUUUUCUGAAGAUUAUAAGUUUGACCACUCUUAUUUUGAAACUUAAACCUUCAUGUAAUGGACAUUGGACUCUCUUUUUCCUUUCCCUUUAGAUCCAGCCGUACUCUGAAUAUCUGCAGAGUGCCACAAAAAAAUCCAUCUAACAAAUAGUUGUAUGUUUGGAUCUCAGAAGAGCCCCAUUCUGCAAGACCUGGUUAAGUCCAGGAGAUGAGAGGGGUGGGCCCAUGUGCUUGGGGUCUGGGACACAAUCACUGAUGGGACCUGCCUCCUGCCCUCCAGUCACCCACUUGAGUUUCCUGCUGGAAGUUAGAAAUAGGACUGCUGGAUCAAUCAAGUAUUUGUGAGAUCACUUGUACUGCAAAGGCAAGCCAAGCAAACUGCUCUAGGAACCAGGACAUAUGCCAACCUGGCAAUGUUUGUACUCGGGCAGGGUUUGCAGGUGAAUGGGACUGUCUGCUUCAGGAGGUAACUGAAAGCAAGAGACAUGGCAGGAAGUGUUAAAUUCAAAAAUAGCAAUCCCAUUUUAGGAUUAUUUUGACACUAUGAUCAUGGGAGAGGGGCAGGGUGGGAGAAACACUGGAGUAGAUAAAUCCUGAUGGAGUGAACUAUAACAUCUCAUUGUGAAGCAGAAAUGUGUCUGAAUCCCAAGACAGCCACAGAAGUUGGCCACAAAGGGAACUGAGACAAAUGCUAAGAAAUAGAGCUGUGUUCCUGGAUGGACCCUGGCAGCCUGUGUGACUCAGCUGCAGCUGCCCAGUGUCUCCUAAUGGAUAGUGCAAGUCCCUGCAGCAUGAAGCAUGGGGUCGGUCCCUCAGGGAAACAGGUCCAUGCUUUGGCAGGGGAGAGACUACCUUAAGCCAACCCAAGAUUUGAUAGAAGCUGAAGAUCUGAAGAAGUUUUAAGAACGUGAGUGUGUGGCACUAUCCCAAAAGUCAUCCCAUCAGCCAAACAAGGCACCAGGCAUCCAGGACUGUUUCUUGGAGGGGCCGAUGCUUCAUUCUACAGAACGUUUAAUGCCUUCAGAUUAACUUCAAGUUAACUUGGUCUGUCUCUUGGAGAACUCAGCGUACCUUCCCCAUUCCGUUGGAAAAUUUCCACAGCUGCCGGUAUUGGCAGCAGAGGGCCGGAUCUUGUCUUCCUGGUCCUCGUGGUCUGUAACGAUGAUUGCUGCGGGGCUUAAUCCCUAUCCGGGGUCGGAGGCAACUGCCCCCUCUUCAACAUGCUUUGGGUUCACCUACGACCUCUUGAUGGGGCAGUAAGUAGUCUCCUCGAAUUGCGAAGGGGUUUGGAGGCACCGUCAGAAUUGAGUCCUGGUUUGCGACGACCUGACCUCUUUCUCGAAAAAGCUGCCACACGCGCGAGCCCUAGCGGGGGUGGGGGAGGCAUUUAACCACUGCCCGAGGACUUCCGGUAAGAGAGGAAACGUGAGAUUGGCGCGUGCGCACUACGGAGCUGCCGCCUCGCGAAUCUCACGAGUGCAGCGCCGCCGCGGCCGCGCGCGCUGCCCCUCGGGAGUUCCUGGCUUGGCGCAGGCGCCCCCGCGGCUGGAGGACUAUCUGGAGCAGCUUCUCGUGUACGUUGCGCGGCGCUGAUUUUUAAGGGGAUAAUUCCAAUGUUAUUUUACUGUUCUUAACGUAUUUUGAAUCGGCUGAACAUCCUUUAUAUGGUGUAUUGCAAAUCAUUCUCUGUGUUUAAAUACAUUUUAUGGUUUUUGAAGUAAAGAUGGUACAGGAA